AAAACCCCCCCGGAGCCACGACAGCAGAGUCAGGUGUCUCACAGAAAGUACGAUGAUGAACUCUUGUCAAGAACAAGAAUAGCAAUCCUCCGUGCACGCAGCGGUACCCCUGAAUGGCUUGCUUGUUUAGGAGGAUCUCUGGCGGUACUCUUUAGCUUGGGUGGUGGUCGUUGGUAGCCGCACCUGCAUUAGUGAGAGCGCCAAAGACCAAAGCGGACUAGUAAGAUUAGAGGCGGUUUUAAGGGACAGGGACCAAGCAAAAAUAGGAAUCCGACCCAACCAACGUCGACCUGGACAACUCCUCACCAUCCCCAUCCCUCCGCAGCACAUCCAUAUAAUAUCACCCGCCGGCAUGAGAUACCACCUCAACGCACAGUCUUCCCCUACCGUGGUGUUUUAUCCCCCAUCUCAUUAACUAUCAAACGUAAUCUCAGCUCGACCCUUCUUGACCACGCUUUCUCUCGACCUCUGCUCUCGUCCCUCGAUCUUCCUCCUGUCGCGUAUGCCAGACGCAUAUCACUCCCUACACCCUUCCUCCGUGUGCAGACCAGGAUCAUUCGCUGUCCACCUCCGAUUUCCUGAUGCAGGCCACACUGUCUGUUAAUUCCACCUUGGCCUCCAGAGGACAGUAAAUAAACACGGGUUACACUUACCACCAACUGAAAUCCGGGCCAUAUCACCAAUAUAGAGCAACACAUCCUUCGCCCGCUGCAGAAAGCUUUUUACUAUACCUAGCCACAACAGCCAAUUCUUGUGCUACUCAUACUCUUGCACCUUGGACCACCCCCCCCUUUCAGUGGCUCAGGAACUUUGGGAGAUCCUCAAUGGGGCGUUGAGACGCUGCAAUUAACCCUAUCGCCACCCCGCGUAAUCCCUUGCUGGGCUCCCUAAUAGUUUCCGCCGUGACCCCAACCACUUGAGGUUGACGCUAUUACCCCCAACCCAGCCUUUCUUUCGUGUUUGCUUGCUGUGCUUGCACUGUGCGCAUUGACCAGCUGUGAGGCCGUUUGCUUCGCGUUGUGGUGCGGCGUGGCUUUCUUGAACGAUCGACCCAUCAUCAUCCCCUCCUCUGACUCCCCUGUUUUACUCCCGCCUCCUGCCCAACCGUUUCACCUUAGAGUUCGAGUCCACACUAGGGGGAUCCAAACGUUUCUCGCGCCCAGGUUUCACCUCGCAUAAACCAACAUUCUCAAAAUCAUACAUCAUGACUAAAAAGUCCUCCCGCGCCCCAACGCUGAGUUUGGGACAGUCAAACUUCAGCGAUAACUCGAAAUCUCCUUUGCCGUUGAACAGUCCUAAUCCCACGACUCCCUUGACACCUAUAUCGCCUCUAUCUUCGACCGGAUCUACAUUCAAAGGUGCCACCAUUCGCCCCGUGACGGCACGAUCAAACCUGGGGUCGGAAAAAUCAGCCUCGGGUGCAAGGUCCCCGGGUACCUCUAUCAGCACGGAUAAUGGCGAUAUCCCGCAAACUCCGGAUAUAACUGCAAUUCCGCCUUUUCCUUCCUCCCCCAGAGACACCUCAAAACACGGUAGAGAUACAUCCAAGUCCUUUUUUACGAACUUUAAGGCCUCAAGAUCCACCAAUAAAGUUCACAUUUCUGAUACUCCUCUUGGUCGACCGGAGGACAAACCCGUUAGCCGGGGCAGCUCAAAAGAUAGGAUCGUUCAUAAAUCAAAGGGUCAUAACAAUUCGUCAUCAAGCCUUGCAAAGGCUUCUACCGGAUCUGGAAAAAGCAAAGGGGAGGGUUUCGAUGACAAAUCCCAGUCUAGUCCGCAGAGGAUUAAUGGGAAAGCGACUGAAGAUAUUGAAAAUAUCCAUACGCUGACGCCCAAGAAGAGUAAACCCCGAUUUGCCAGCCUUCUCACCCGAAGCCGGUCUAUUCGUGUUGAUGAACCUCUUUCGGCGGGUCGACCAAGUGCUACGAGGCGACCUUCGAACGGAUUACUACGACUUGAAGAGAUUAGCAGAGAAGAGGCGCAGGCGCCCCUGAAAACAGCUCCUUUGCAGCCCGAACGAUCAUUUAAUGACGCCAUGGGCUCCACCGUACGUAAUCGUUCUGCGGAUCGCCCUCCCGCCGAGGAACGCAGCAAUUAUUCAAGGAGAGAGCGGGCACAUGCUGGUGCAAUGAUUAGCUCUUCACUUAAUCAGGUCACAGGUUCAUCAUUGUUUAAUAAUUUAAAACAAACUUCCAGUGGUGCUGCAGACAGACUUGGGAGGGCUGGUAAAGGCUUUUUCGGCAAGAUUACGAAGAGUAACAGCAUUCAUGAGCGAGAGUUGGUUACGGAUGAUAGUUAUGUCUGUUCGGUUAUCAAUCUUCCACUUGUCGAACAAGCCCGACGGACAAGAAUUUCCAAGAGACUGGAGGCUUCGAAAGAUAAGACGGAAUAUUGGAUGCCGGCAUUGCCUUGGAGGUGUAUUGAUUAUUUGAACUUUAAGGGCUGUGAGGAAGAAGGCCUUUACCGUGUCCCCGGUAGUGGAAAAGAGAUCAAGCACUGGCAGAGACGAUUUGACACAGAACUGGACAUCAACCUCUUCGACGAGCCAGAUUUGUAUGAUGUUAACACCAUUGGGUCGAUGUUCAAGGCAUGGCUUCGCGAGUUGCCGGAUGAGAUAUUCCCCAAAGCAACGCAGGCCAUGAUAGCAGAGAAAUGCGCUGGAGCCACCAAAGCGCCGCAACUAUUGAAGGACGAGCUCUCGAAGCUGCCACCAUUCAACUAUUACCUAUUGUUCGCUAUUACCUGCCACUUGAGCCUUCUUCAUUCCUAUGUUGACAAAAACAAGAUGGACUACCGGAACCUCUGCAUCUGCUUCCAGCCCUGUAUGAAAAUCGACGGCUUUUGCUUCCAGUUUUUGGUCUGUGACUGGAAGAACUGCUGGCAAGGUUGUUGGACCGAGAAGGAAUAUCUUGCAAAGGAACUCGAGUAUGAACGGCAACUAAAAGAGGCUGCUUUGAACAAAACAAUCGCACCUCCUGCGCCAGCUACUUCAGAAGCAGUUGAAGAAAGGGCCAUAUCUUCUUCGGGCAGCAGCCAGCCUAUUGACGGAGGUUCUAGCGGCACCGCUACCAAGGCUUCCAGCCGCUCUGGCAGCUUGAAAAAGGGCCGAAAAACACCCCCGAAUAUUGACAAUAAUAAUUUAAAAGUUGCCUCACAACUUCCGGAACUUGGGCCUCCACUGUCUCCCAUUCAGAUUUAGGCAGAAAGUGACCUAUCUACGUACUGUCGUUAAACGCGGUGUUUCGGAUAUUUUGAUCGAGGACUCGAUUACAACUUUUCUCAAAUCUAAUUCAACCAAACGAUUAAGUAUAAAAUGUCGUCUGGCUUUCUUAUCCACUAAUUAUUCCCUUUCGUCUUCUUUUUUUUUACAGCUCUACUAUGACCUUGAAUUUUCUUUCGGAUGGCAAAAAUGAUUUUCACUGGCGUUUUUGGGUCCAUUCAACAAUUGGCGUGUUCGGCUUACUGUUUUCCUUUAUCUUCAAGUCAUGUUGAUCCAUACCCCUAGCAGCAACUUUUCGCCUCGUCCGCCGCUAUCCUUUCUGUUUUGUUGACAUUGACAUUGUUGCACAGCACUGCAACUUCGUCAGAUGCACUGCAAAGCUUGAUGAUGCUACGCCUUGUCCUUGCUACAAUCAUACCGCCUUCCUUUCACAUCAGUUCCAGACAUUGUGGUUUCCCGCCUCUCUUUCUCUUUGUUACUUAAAGCAUAUAAUGGCGCAUGAGCGAGAUCCAUCUCUUUUCCUCCCCACUUUGUUUGAGAAUCGUUUUGUUGGAGUUGCUGGUUCUUCUGGUGGGAGUGUUUCUUAUUGCAUAUGGUUUUCUUGCGUACAUAAGAGUGUGUGUUGUAUCGUUUGACCACUUGCAUUUGGUCUCGACCACAUAAACUAUUUGGUAAUUUCUGCAUAAUUCAAUCAUAGCACCUUGUUUGACAAGGCAUC
Messenger RNA from Coccidioides posadasii C735 delta SOWgp, 3938 nucleotides. RefSeq lists its product as uncharacterized. The record is from RefSeq and is a predicted model, not a curated record. Gene Ontology annotation, biological process: signal transduction; regulation of GTPase activity. NCBI's taxonomy places the organism in Eukaryota, Fungi, Ascomycota, Eurotiomycetes, Onygenales, Onygenaceae. Gene Ontology annotation, cellular component: cytoplasm.